UGGAAAGAAGGUCUCAGAGCAGAAGAUGUAUGGAAGGCAGGUCUUAGAGCAGAAGAUGUAUGGAAGGAAGGUCUCAGAGCAGAAGAUGUAUGGAAGGAAGGUCUCAGAGCAGCAGAUGUAUGGAAGGAAGGUCUCAGAGCAGCAGAUGUAUGGAAGGCAGGUCUAAGAGCAGAAGAUGUAUGGAAGGAAGGUCUCAGAGCAGAAGAUGUAUGGAAGGAAGGUCUGAGAGCAGCAGAUGUAUGGAAGGAAGGUCUGAGAGCAGCAGAUGUAUGGAAGGAAGGUCUCAGAGCAGAAGAUGUAUGGAAGGAAGGUCUCAGAGCAGCAGAUGUAUGGAAGGAAGGUCUCAGAGCAGAAGAUGUAUGGAAGGAAGGUCUCAGAGCAGCAGAUGUAUGGAAGGAAGGUCUCAGAGCAGAAGAUGUAUGGAAGGAAGGUCUCAGAGCAGAAGAUGUAUGGAA
Staurois parvus is the source of this 455-nucleotide messenger RNA. Lineage: Eukaryota; Metazoa; Chordata; Amphibia; Anura; Ranidae. The record is from the annotation of a GenBank genome assembly.